Molecule: messenger RNA, 2580 nt
Organism: Fusarium graminearum PH-1
Lineage: Eukaryota; Fungi; Ascomycota; Sordariomycetes; Hypocreales; Nectriaceae
Exons: 1
Coding region: 1-2580 (859 amino acids)
Biological process (GO): DNA repair; DNA damage checkpoint signaling; mitotic DNA replication checkpoint signaling
Molecular function (GO): chromatin binding
Source: RefSeq, a predicted model, not a curated record
AUGGCUCCGCCCGCGAAGCGCCGCCGGCGGAACAUCGUCGAAGCUUCAGACGAUGAAGACGAACAGCCCCAUGCUAAUACCCUGAACAAAUUCCUCCUUUCCUUACCAAGCUCCCCUACGAAAAACCGCGCCCCUACAGCUUCUCCGAGUCCUACAAAACCCAAAAUCCUUGCCAACAAUCCAGCCAAGAAUGGUUCCCUCCGCCUACCACGUCGCGCGCACCAAAACCAGCGUAACAGUACGAGCCCCAGCACGAAGCGAACAAAGGAUGUUGGAAAAGCGGCGGAUAAGGGGAAGACGGCAGAUUUGAGGACCCUCUUCUCCAAUCAGGCACAGAAAGCUGUAAAGACAGGAGCAGGGGAUAGACAAUCCGUUCCCCUUGAUGAUAUUAUCAGCGAUCCUAUCUCAGAAGACGAUGAUAUUUCUGAACAAAAAGCAAGUUCUUCGAGUUUGGUUGGCCAACACGCGAAGAAAAGGCUACGAAAUGAUUCACAGACGGCAUUCCCGGCCGCGCCUAGUGCUAGCCAGAAGUUCAUCAAACCACCGAAACCAAUACCCCUUGCCACCGCCAACAACGAUACACGACCAUGGUCCGAGCGAUUUGGACCGAAGAACCUAGAGGAAAUCGCGGUAAAUAAGAAGAAAGUAUCAGAUGUGAGAAGAUGGUUAGAAGAUGUCAUGGCUGGACGCAUGCGACAGCGCCUACUCAUCCUCAAGGGUGCAGCAGGUUCCGGGAAAACGACAACGAUGCGACUCUUGGCGAAUGAUAUGGGUUGCGAGCUUCUUGAAUGGAGGAACCCUGCAGGAAGCUCCGGGUUGGGAUUCGUUUCGGCAUCAGCGCAAUUCGAAGAAUUUCUUGGUCGCGGUGGGAAAUUUGGAGCGUUGGAUACAGAUGUCCCGACAUUGCCAUCAUCCCAGAGUAGCUCGCAGGCUGCACGAAAAAGCGAUUCCAAACGAGUAAUACUCAUUGAAGAGUUCCCAAACACGUUUGCAAAGUCCUCUACCGCAUUGACAUCUUUCCGCAAUACCAUCCUACAAUACCUUGCCAAUAAUACGCCCUCUCUGUCUAUUUUUGCGAAACCUUCUCAACAGGAACCCGUGACACCAGUAGUCAUGAUCAUUUCAGAGACUCAUCUCACCACGACAUCCGCCUCAGCCGACAGUUUUACCGCACAUCGACUCCUUGGUCCUGAAAUCCUGCAACAUCCAGGGGUUGGUAUGAUUGAGUUCAACGCCAUCGCACCAUCGUUCCUCCUGAAAGCACUUGAACUGAUCGUUCAAAAAGAAGCUCGGAAGUCUGGACGAAGAAAAACUCCAGGUCCUCAGGUUCUGAAGCGUCUCGGCGAGAUUGGAGACAUCAGAAACGCCGCCUCGUCGCUUGAGUUUCUCUGCUUGAAAGGUGAUCAACAAGGCGACUGGGGCAACAAAGUUGCCUUUACGAAGCAGACCAAGGGUACGAAGGAUGCCAUCAAACUUACUCAGGGUGAAGAGGAGAGCCUGGAGUUGAUAUCGCAGCGUGAGGCGAGUCUAGGUAUCUUCCACGCGGUUGGAAAGGUGGUCUACAACAAGCGAGACGAAUUUGCUCCGCGGGAUGAUACCACUGAAAGACUGCCGGGCUUUCUUUCGCAACAUUCGCGACCAAAACGGUCAGAAGUUUCCGUGGAUACUCUAAUUGACGAGACUGGUACCGAUACACACACAUUCGUCUCAGCGUUACAUGAGAACUACGUUCUAUCAUGCGAGAGUACAGAUCCUAUGGACCUGUCGACACCAAUGGACUACGUCAAUGAUUGUAUCGAGUACCUCUCCCAAGCCGACCUCCUCUCUCCGUCAAGAGACAUAUUCUUUGGAGGCAGAGGCGGCUUUUCAAGUCCAGACUCUGGAAGCCAUGUGUUGCGACAAGACGAAAUAACAUUUCAGGUCGCCGUUCGCGGCAUGCUGUUCUCUCUUCCCAACCCUGUCAAACGCAAAUCGUCGUCCACGCUCAAAGGUACUGAUGCGUUCAAGAUGUUCUACCCAACCAGUCUAAAACUCUGGCGCGCCAAGGAAGAGCUGGAGGGUUUUGUGGAUAUGUGGUCCACGAAGUUACUCAGGGGCGAUGAUGGAGCGAUCAAGAACCUCACCGAUGGCGCUACAGCGUUCUAUCGCCCACAACAGAAUUCUGAUGAAACUUCUUGGAUGCAACGCAAGCAACAGAGCCGACAGGCUGCUAUAAAGCUACAGCAGCAGAAACAGAAGGAAGACGAGAUUCAGGACACGCCUCUGCUUUCACUCGGUAGCGCAGCCCGGCGCGAGCUGCUCCUCGAGCGUCUACCGUACAUGGCUCAUAUUGCUCGAGCUCGCAAGACAUCCACUUUCCGCCUUCGAGAUCUCGAAAAGGUAGUCGCAUUUAAAGGCAUCAACGCUGCAGAUGAAGAAUCCGAUGCCGAAGACGAUAUGUCACCUGGAGAAGCGUGGGCAACAGACAAGCCUUCAGAAGAAAUGGGUCCUCGAAAGAAGCGCGCGGGUAUAAAGGAUGGAAACGUAUCGGGAUUACUUGCUCAGAAAUUGGUACUCAGCGAUGAUGACAUUGAAGACUAG